Molecule: messenger RNA, 1158 nt
Organism: Coniosporium apollinis CBS 100218
Lineage: Eukaryota; Fungi; Ascomycota; Dothideomycetes
Exons: 1
Coding region: 1-1158 (385 amino acids)
Biological process (GO): hydrogen peroxide catabolic process; cellular response to oxidative stress; response to reactive oxygen species
Molecular function (GO): peroxidase activity; heme binding
Source: RefSeq, a predicted model, not a curated record
AUGGCCACCGCCGCCAAAACCUUCACACGCGCUCUGCGCUCCACGCCUACGGCGAACUUCAGAACGACUGCCACACGCACUACAACAUGCUUCGCCGCUCCCCGCCAGGCCUUCCGUCAGCAGUCCCGCCGUGGCUACGCUGAUAGCGCCGCUCCCAAGUCCAGCAGCUACGCGCCCUUCUGGGCCGCAGGUCUUGGUGCCGGGGUUCUCGGUGGCGGCUACUAUCUCCACUCGCAAAACUCAUCGCCAUCUCAGUCCGUCAAGCAGUUGAGCGAGGAGGAGCACAAGUCGGAGAACAAGACCCCAGGCGUGUUCAAGCCAACCAAAGAGGACUACCAAAAAGUCUACGACGCGAUCGCCAAGCGGCUGGAAGAGCACGACGACUACGACGACGGCUCCUACGGCCCCGUGCUGCUCCGCCUAGGCUGGCACGCCAGCGGGACCUACGACAAGGAAACCAACACGGGCGGUUCUAACGGCGCAACCAUGCGCUUCGCCCCCGAGGGCGACCAUGGCGCCAACGCCGGCCUCAAGGCCGCACGCGACUUCCUCGAGCCCGUAAAGGCCCAGUUCCCCUGGAUCUCAUACUCGGACCUCUGGACGCUCGGCGCCGUCUGCGCUGUCCAGGAGAUGCAAGGGCCCGCCGUUCCAUGGCGUCCAGGGCGCGCGGACCGCGACCUUAGCUUCUGCACGCCGGACGGACGCCUGCCGGACGGCUCGAAGGAACAGAAGCACCUGCGGGCCAUAUUCGGGCGCAUGGGGUUCGAUGACCGCGAGAUCGUGGCAUUAUCCGGCGCGCACGCCUUGGGCCGGUGCCACACUGACCGUUCCGGCUUCGAGGGGCCCUGGACAUUCAGCCCGACGACAAUGACGAAUGACUACUACAAGCUGCUGCUGGACGAGGCGUGGAGUUGGCGGAAGUGGGAUGGGCCGAGGCAGUUCCAGGAUGUGAAGAGCAAGACGCUGAUGAUGCUGCCGACGGAUAUGGCGCUCAUCAAGGACAAAAGCUUCAGGCCGUGGGUGGAGAAGUAUGCGAAAGACAAUGAGGCCUUCUUCAAGGAUUUCUCGAGGGUCAUCAUGACGCUUUUUGAACUGGGCGUGCCAUUCCAGGCUGGAGAGGAUGCGCGGAUGACGUUUAAGAGCAGCUUUGAUCAGUAG